Odontomachus brunneus is the source of this 357-nucleotide messenger RNA. RefSeq lists its product as uncharacterized. The transcript has a single exon. The coding region runs from base 1 to 357 and encodes 118 amino acids. Lineage: Eukaryota; Metazoa; Arthropoda; Insecta; Hymenoptera; Formicidae. The record is from RefSeq and is a predicted model, not a curated record.
AUGUGGCACUUGGCUGCCGAGCCGAGCGCGCAGUAUCUAUUCGUGAGGCAUGCCGAUGCAAGCGACUACGCGUGUAGCGGCCUAUCUAAACUCACUUCGCACCAAUCGGGGCAGUUAGAGAAUUUUCUAAAAGAUAGGUUGCCGACCGAGUCGCUUAACUUGGGAGUCACUGGAUUAGCAGAACAUCAUAUCGAUGUAGGGCAGCACGCGCCUAUCCGCCAGCGUUGCUAUUUGGUCUCUCUCAAAGUGCAGGAAGCCAUUAAGCAGGAGGUCGAUGAGAUGUUAGAGGCCGGGGUGAUCGAGCCCUCGGAUAGUGAAUGGUCAAAAAGCCUAACGGAAAGUAUCGGUUCUGCUUAG